ACAACAACAUCAGCCUCAACAUCAACAUCAACAUCAGCCUCAACAUCAACAUCAACAUCAACACCAGCAUCGAUUCCGCCAUCACCGGCUCCCCAACGAUGCAGCUUCUGUUCAGCUCCGAUCUGCAUGGCAAUCUGAAGCACUAUGCACAGCUCAUAGAGGAAGCCAACAACCACGGCAGCGAUGCCCUCCUGCUUGGCGGAGACAUUUGUCCCCGGCGCAAAGGCCUCGUCGUCCAGAAGAUGCGGGAGACCACCGGGCGUUCUAAGGCACAUGAGCCGCCGGAAGAAUCCAAAGAGUUCAGCGACAUGAUGAAGAAUGACUCGGUCCGGCUGCAGCAGGAAUGGUUCGAGGCGUCGCUGGUGCCACUGCUCCAGACAUGCCGGUGCCCAGUGUACAUGAUCAUGGGCAACUCGGACUUUCGGGCCAACCUCGGAUCGUUCAAACGCACGUUGGAAGCGCUGCCGCCGAUCCAGCGCCACGGCAGGGAACAUCAGCACAUCACAAUGAUGGAUGGUCUGGAGGUGACCCCCCUCCGGCUGGGACCUGACCCCGAGGUCGUCUACCAUCUCAUGGGUGUCUCGUUCAUCCCGCCGACUCCCCACAGCAUGAAGGACUGGGAGUUGAUGGACACCCCCGAAGACUGCCUCUACUACCAACACGUACUGGCCCCCAGGCCCCCAGGCUACAAUCCUCCGCCGCCACGAAUCUAUCGCAACAGCCGGAUUGCGGUGGACGGGUGUCGCUCAGACUCGACUGACAACUGCGGCUCUUCGGUGCUCUCAAUCUGCAGCCUCAGCCUCGACGCCAAAGACUCGCUCGAGGGGCUGCUCCACCAGACGCUGUCCCGCGAGCCGCCGCUGGGCAUCUCCAACAUCGACCCGGCCAGGCUCAUCGUGAUGGCGCACACACCUCCCUUCGCCACCGGCCUCGACCUGAUGGCCUCGCAUGCGCACGUCGGCAGCCUGGGGCUCCUCCGCUUUCUCCGAACCGUCCAGCCGCUCGUCAGCCUGCACGGGCACAUCCACGAAACCGUUCGGAUGUCCAAAACCCACAUCGAUCGGCUGCAGGGCGAGUAUCCUGUCGAGAAGGGUGUUGUUGGUGUGGAUGCCAGCCGCCGGUUCGUGGACUCGCCCGAUCGCACUCGGUGGGAAGCGCCAGAGCCCGAAUCGUCACAGCCGAACCCGGCAAAUCGCUCUGGCACCAUCGCCGUGGCCAGCGGAAACGAUUUCAAGAAGGAGCGUGCGUGGUGCAUCCUGGUAGAUGUUGGACCGGACGGCGCAGCCAAGGUCAAGCGGUACCAGUCCGCCUCGCCAACGGUGCUCUGCGACAUUGGCAACCUGCGGAUCAGCGACCAUCGAUGAGAGCUGCUGUAACUGUUGCAUGAGUAUGUGUAUGUGUAUAUGUAUGCGAAUGUGCAUGUUUCAAGCGGGUAUUGUCUCCCCUGACGAAUCAAUAUCAUUUGCCUCAAUGCCACUGUGCUGCCAAAGAGGGUCGGAGGAGAUUGAUGCAAUUAUUCCCCUCCCUUCUUCCUGGGACUUGGCCAGUAUCUGGCGCGCUGCGAGCCGGGCACCAGGGCCAAACGAUCGACAGACGAGAGCUGCCCCCAAAAUAAUGGCUAACCGAUGGUAUCGAUGUUAGAUUUCCCGCUCCAGGCAUUGUUGCAUUUGCUCACCCCAGCUUGUCUUGGACAAUGAUCU
Polychytrium aggregatum is the source of this 1700-nucleotide messenger RNA. RefSeq lists its product as uncharacterized. The coding region runs from base 99 to 1364 and encodes 421 amino acids. Lineage: Eukaryota; Fungi; Chytridiomycota; Chytridiomycetes; Polychytriales. The transcript is spliced from 2 exons. The record is from RefSeq and is a predicted model, not a curated record. Gene Ontology annotation, molecular function: hydrolase activity.